Molecule: messenger RNA, 5220 nt
Organism: Naegleria lovaniensis
Lineage: Eukaryota; Heterolobosea; Eutetramitea; Acrasida; Naegleriidae
Exons: 2
Coding region: 1-5220 (1739 amino acids)
Biological process (GO): regulation of actin cytoskeleton organization; regulation of GTPase activity
Cellular component (GO): cytoplasm
Molecular function (GO): calmodulin binding; GTPase activator activity; actin filament binding
Source: RefSeq, a predicted model, not a curated record
AUGUCCAAUCAAACGAAAAUGGAUCUCUCCAUUGCAGAGAGAAGAGCCUACGAAUUUCUUCUCCGUUCAGAAGAAGCCAAACGUUGGAUCGAAGAAAUGAUUCAAGAACGUUUCGGUCAAGGUUCUACCAUUGCCUAUUUCGGUGAAAUGUUAAGAGAUGGUGUUGCUUUGGCCAAGUUAGCCAAGAUCUUUGCUCCUUCACAAGUCAAGAAGAUUAACAAACCAAAUCAGAAUACCAUCAAAUUAGAGUUUAGCUUGGUGGAUAAUAUUACUCAAUUUUUGAAUGCUUGUAAAUCGACUGGGUUUAGAGAAAUUUAUUUGUUUGAGGUUACCGAUUUGUGGGAACUCAAGAAUGUCUACAAAGUUGUCCAUUGUCUUCACUCUCUUUCAUUGUAUCUUUUCCAACACGGUCUUGCCAUCAAAAUGGAAAGACUCAAAUCUCUCAACGUUUCUAGAGAAGAUUUGGAACGAACCAAGAAGAUGCUCGAUGAUUUAGAAAAUUCUGGUAUCAAAUUCGAUCAAUCCUUGAUUGAAGGAGAUGAUGAUGGAACAUUUAGUGAAGAUUUGUCCUCUGAUUUGAGAUCGGAUAAUAUUCGAGCCUAUGUUACUGGUUUGUCUGAUCCUGAAAUGUGUCAAGUGAGUGGAGACAGUUUGACUCGUGCUGUGUGUGGUGUGGAAAACAAAUUCACAAUUCACGCUUUCGAUUCUGAUGGAAAACCAUUGAAGUAUUGUACGGACACAUUUGUGGUUGAACUCAAAUCAUCGUCAACCACAAUUCAUGCUCAAGUUUUAAACAAUGGAGAUGGAACUUUCACCGUCAAGUAUACUCCUCAAGUUGCUGAUGAAUAUGUCAUGACCAUUUCAUUGUACGAUGAAGAAUUGGGUGAUGUUGCUGGUUUGCUAACCAAUAAGAACAGUUCCGAUGGAGUCUGGAAUGUGAAAGUGACCGCAAAUCCAAUUUCCGAUCCAACCAAGAGUGUUCUCAAACCAUCUUCUCAACACGCUUCAAACAAUCAAAGAUCGUAUCGUGCAGGUCAAGCCAUUGAAGAUUUGAUUUUAGAGAGCAGAGAUUUAUACGGAAAUAGAGGAGCUGGAGGUGAACCAUUCUCUGCCAAACUCAUUUCUCAAACUCCUGAGAAUGUAGUUGAGGCAAAAGUUGUUGAUACUCGUGAUGGAUAUUAUCAAUUGCUUUUUAAGGUUGAGAAGGCUGGUAAUUAUACAUUGGAAAUUUCUCGACCUGGACCAAAUGCAGGAGAAACCAUCGUUUUAACACAAAUUCGUGACAGUACUAAAAUUACUGUACAUGAUUCAGGAAAGAGUGAUCCUGAUAACUGUGUGUUCAUUGGUUUGACCACCAAUUUACAUCAUUUGGUAGAUGAGAAUGCUGUUGAAACUGACAGAAUUGUUUCUCAAAAAUCCAAUACUGUUAAAUUAGAAAGAAAAGCCGGUGACGUGAUUCGUUUCUUAAUUCAAGCACGUGACGAGUUUGGAAAUGUUCGUGAAGUUGAUUCAGAAAUUCCUUUGCCUCCCCUCAUUUCUGAACAAUUCCACGUCAUUGCUUGUUUGGAAGGAGCUAGAGAGUCACCUGCAGAAUCAGCAGAUAAUUUAUUAAUGACUCCUAGAACUGCUAAGGUUGCUAAACAAAUUGAAACCUUUAAGACUGAAACUGAAUCAGAAGCUUACGAUUCAACAAUUGUUAAAUUACCAACCAUUGAUUCAGAUUCAGAAUUGACCGCACUUCUCGGUCUCGCUCAAUUACAAUCUGGUGACGCUCAACAAUUAGAAUCAAAACUUCACUCGACAUUGCUCAAAUUUGUUUCACAUACUGGUCAUCAUGGAUUGUAUCUUGUUGAAACUAAAUUGAUCAAGAGUGGUGAAUAUUCAUUGCAAUGUAGAGUUGCUCAAGGAAGUGAAACUUCAACAUCCACUGCUGCCGAAUCUUCUGAAGAAGCUCCAAAGCCAAAACAAACACUGUUAACAGUUGGAGGUGCUCAUACUGUCAUUGUUCGUGAUGCAGGAGUUACUGAUGCAAGUCAAUGUGUUGUGAUUCAAAGCUUUGCAAAGGCAGAAAAUGCUUCCAAGACGAUCAUUGUUCCAAAUCUCAACAAAAUGGACAUGAAAACUGAAGAAUCUUCUGAAAAUCCAGAUGCAUUCACAGAUACUUUCAAGAAAUUCCAUGCUGGUCGUGAAAUGCACUUGAUUGUUGAAGCACGUGAUCGAUAUGGAAAUGCAAGAGAAAUUGCAGAGAAUGAUGAAUUUUUGGUAAAGUUGACACCAAAGACUGAAUCUGUUUCAUCUCCAAUUAGUCCAAGAGGUGAUGCCAAGGUUUGUCAUGCUGCCUCAACCAAGUUUGUUCAAGGAAAGGGACUUUUUGAAGUUGUCUACACUGUCACAACUGCACAAAACUACAUUAUGGAAGUUGUGUACGUUGACAAGUCAAAAGUCACCACAUCCGAUGAUCAAAAUCUUGCAGAACGUUAUACAUUUGCUCAACCUGUAAAAGCAUUCCCUCAAGAAGUGGUUGUGACAGAUGCUGCUAAAACUGAUGCUCAAAAUGUUCUCUUCUCAGGAACUGGUGUCACCAAUGGAGUUCAAGGAAAGGAAGCAUUCUUUGUCAUGAGAAUGAGAGAUUCAUUCAAGAAUUUAAGACGUCAAGGAGGUGAUCAAGUGGAAGUAACAGUGAUCAAUGAUGCUCGUAAAAUUGAAACUCCAGCAACUGAAAUUGUUGACAAUCAAGAUGGUACCUAUACAGUUCGAUAUGUGGCAAAAGCAUCUGGUAAGAAUCGAUUCCAAAUCAGAAUCAAUGGUGAACUCGUUCAAGGAAAUGAUAUUUUGGAUGCUGGUUUAUUCAUUUCUCCACCAAACAUUGAAGAUGCAAGCAAUGUUGAAACCAUUCUUGACCAUGAUUUACUUUCUGCUCUCUUGAAUGCAUUCCGUGUGGAACAAAAGACUGACAAUUUGGUUGAACAAAUUCAAGCUUUGAGACAAGAACUUGUGAGACAGUUGAGAGAAAAUACCCGAGUUGGUUCCGGUGUUCGUGAAAAGGAGAGAAAGAUUUCAUUGCUCGCUGAAAAUAAGUAUCAUGCCGAAGAGUUGAUGAAUCAAAAGGGAGGUAUUAUUGGAUAUUUCCAACGUAGAAGAACUAUGCAACUUAAUAAUGGACUCGAUGGUCUCUCUACUUCAGCUGCCGAUGCCAUGAUUAAGGAAAAUAUUAAUCUUUAUGGAAAUUUGUUCUAUUUACUUCAAACUAAUCCAAAAUAUUUGGCCAAAUGCAUUUUCCUUGUUCCUCCAUCUGAGCUUGACCAAUUCUUGAACACUGUCACUUUGACUUUGUACGGUUAUGCUUUCAACCCUCGUGAAGAAUACUUGAUUUUGAACUUGUUCAAUGAGGCUCUAUUGUUGGAAGUUCAAAACUCUAAUCUUGACAGCUUCUUGUCAGGUAACCCAAUUUUGAUCAAAUUAUUGAUCAACUAUUGUCACGAAAGAAUUUCUGGAAAGACUUUCUUACAAAAGGUCCUCUAUGAUAAGAUUCUUGAUCCAAUUAUUGAAGAGAAGGACCUCAACUUAGAUUUGAAUCCUAUCACAUUGCUUCGUGAAAUGGUUUCUCAAUCCGAAGUUGAAACUGGUAUCAAGUCAACCAUUGACUUUAAAGAAAUGACUUAUGAGAAAGCCAUGGAAACCAAUGAAACUGUUCGUAAUGUCAUUAACAUGAGAAAGCAAAAGAUGAUCCAAAUUUGCGAACAAAUUCUUACAAGUAUCUAUGAUAACAUUGCCGAGUUACCUUAUGGUUUGAGAUUUGUUUGCCGACAAUUGAGAGCACUCUUACUCAAGAAACAUCCAAAUACUGAUGAAAAGAAGAUUAAUCAAGUUAUUUCAUACAUUCUCUUCUUCCGUUAUUUGAACCCUCCUCUCUGUGCACCUGAUGGUUUCAACUUGACCAAGAAGAAGAUUUCAGCAGUGAUGAGAAACAACUUGGGUCACAUUUCCAAAGUCUUGAUGAGAAUUACCACUUUCAGAGAAUUUGAACCUCAUGUCGAUCAUCACAUGGUCAUGAUGAAUGAAUGGGUUCAUAACAAUACUGGACCAUUCGUUGAAAAAUUCCUCAUUCCUAGCUUACAAAUUGUUGAACCUGAAGAAUUCCUUGGUGUUAAUCAAUACGCUGAAUUGACACAAAAGAAAUCACCAAGUAUUACCAUCACUAUUAAUGAAAUUGCUCUCACACAUAAUUUAUUGGUCAAGUUUGCCAAGAGAAUUAUUUCACAAGAACAAAACACUCCUGAUCCAUUGAGUGAUUUACUCACCAAGUUCAAGGAUAAGAUUCCAGAACAAGUCGAUACUGGAAAGAAUGAAGAGAUUACUCUUCUACUUGUCCCACCAUCCAAUGAUGAAAAAUCAGCUGAUGACAAUGAUGACUCAUGGUUGGAUGUGACACCAGAACAAUUAUAUGAACUCACUAAGGAAAAUCUUCGAACUCUUCUCAAAUAUAUCACUCCACAACAAUUGGGUGAAAGUGUUGACGAUACCAUUCAAAAAUCUGCCAUCUAUGCUGAAGAAUUGGCCAAGAAUAAGGAAACAGAAGCUACUGCAUCGAUUGUGAAGAAGAAGAUUGAUGAUAUUAGUCGUGCUCUUCCAAAAUUGGAAGAAUAUCAAAUCAUCUCCAAGGAGAAUAAUUAUCGUAAAUUAUUGAUUGACAUUACCAAGGAAAUUCAAAAUCGUGAAGAACUUCAAAAGAAGCAACAAAAAGAAAUUGAGAGAUUGAAGGAAAGUUUGAAUAGCUUGAAAUCUUAUUAUACUUUCUUGACUGAAAAGGAUGCAAGCUUGGAUGAAUAUGUUCAACAAACACUUCGAAAUUAUUUCAAGAAGCAAGAAAAGAAACAAGAAUCUUCCAAGAAUGCCAAGAGCAAGACUUACAAAUUCUCGUACAAGAAGUUGACAGAAAAGUACAAGGUCAUUCAAGAAAUUCAAGAUGGUGGUUCAGUGAACUCGUUGCAAAAGAAGGCUGUUAAAUUCACCAUCUCCAUGAAUGAAUCUGAACCUGGUGUGUUUUUAGUGACACCAACGCUGGCUGGUGUGACCAUUACAACAUUGAAAUUGAAGUUGGAUGAAUUGUUGGAUAAACGUGAAAAGGGUGUGUCAACCAUUAAGAUUGAAGGAGUUGUUUUGGAUGUGAACAUGACCAUUCACUUGCUGAAUAAGAAAUUCUUGUCAAAGAUGAAGUAA